Molecule: messenger RNA, 387 nt
Organism: Adineta ricciae
Lineage: Eukaryota; Metazoa; Rotifera; Eurotatoria; Adinetida; Adinetidae
Source: the annotation of a GenBank genome assembly
AUGAAUGAUUUUACAAUAUAUAUUCGUUUCAUUCAUUUCUUCAUUCAUUCGACUUAUUCAUCUCUAUACUUGCAGAACUUUCCGUUAAAUAUUAAUCGAGCUAUAUUGGAAAUGGACUAUUCUCAGAAGAAACAAUCGUGGCUUGAAUUCAUUAAUGAAUCCAUGGGAAAUAAUUCUCAUAAUACAUCCAAUCAUGAAACGCAAAUGAAUCAUCGAGAUCACGCUCUGAUCGAUUCUGACAGUGGAGCAGCAAAUCACAUGGACACAGAUCGAAAUAAUCGUGUACAUCAAAUUCGAUCAGAUGGAAAACUGAAAAAUACGUCGGCAUCACUCGAAAUGAAUAAGGGUAAGCAAAUGCGUUUCUUACCACGCAAAAAUCUCUUCUAA